CUUCCUUCUGGGUAUGGGACAGGACCCUUUCUGGAAUGGGGGUCUUAUGACCUACAGUCAAACAAGAACAUGAACUUCCCGUACCUCUGGCUAGAGCUGUUGCUGCCUUUGGUAGCUGCGCUGGAUUUCAACUACCACCACCAGGAAGGGAUGGAAGCGUUUUUGAAGACUGUUGCCCAAAACUACAGUUCUAUCACUCACUUACACAGUAUUGGGAAAUCUGUGAAAGGUAGAAACCUGUGGGUUCUUGUUGUGGGGCGGUUUCCAAAGGAACACAGAAUUGGGAUUCCGGAGUUCAAAUACGUGGCAAAUAUGCAUGGAGAUGAGACUGUUGGGCGGGAGCUGCUGCUCCAUCUGAUUGACUAUCUUGUAACCAAUGAUGGCAAAGACCCUGAAAUCACAAAUCUGAUCAAUAGUACCCGGAUACACAUCAUGCCUUCCAUGAACCCAGAUGGAUUCGAAGCCGUCAAAAAGCCUGACUGUUACUACAGCAUCGGAAGGGAAAAUUAUAACCGGUAUGACUUGAAUCGAAACUUCCCUGAUGCUUUUGAAUAUAAUAAUGUCUCAAGGCAACCUGAAACUUUGGCAGUCAUGAAGUGGCUGAAAACAGAGACGUUUGUCCUCUCUGCAAACCUCCAUGGUGGUGCCCUUGUGGCCAGUUACCCGUUUGAUAAUGGUGUUCAAGCAACUGGGGCAUUAUCCUCCCGCAGCUUAACUCCUGAUGAUGAUGUUUUUCAAUAUCUUGCACAUACCUAUGCUUCAAGAAAUCCCAACAUGAAGAAAGGAGACGAGUGUAAAAACAAAAUGAACUUUCCUAAUGGUGUUACAAAUGGAUACUCUUGGUAUCCACUCCAAGGUGGAAUGCAAGAUUACAACUACAUCUGGGCCCAGUGUUUUGAAAUUACGUUGGAGCUGUCAUGCUGUAAAUAUCCUCGUGAGGAGAAGCUUCCAUCCUUUUGGAAUAAUAACAAAGCCUCAUUAAUUGAAUAUAUAAAGCAGGUGCACCUAGGUGUAAAGGGUCAAGUUUUUGAUCAGAAUGGAAAUCCAUUACCCAAUGUAAUUGUGGAAGUCCAAGACAGAAAACAUAUCUGCCCCUAUAGAACCAACAAAUAUGGAGAGUAUUAUCUCCUGCUCUUGCCUGGGUCCUAUAUAAUAAAUGUUACAGUCCCUGGACGUGAUCCACACCUCACAAAGGUGAUUAUUCCAGAGAAAUCGCAGAACUUCAGUGCUCUUAAAAAGGAUAUUCUACUUCCAUUCCAAGGGCAAUUGGAGUCUAUCCCAGUAUCAAAUCCUUCAUGCCCAAUGAUUCCUCUGUACAUAAAUUCGCCAAGCCACUCACCGGCAACAAAGCCUAGUUUGUUCUUAUUUUUAGUGACUCUUUUGCACAUAUUCUUCAAAUAAAGUAAAAUGUGAAACUCAACCCACAUCACCACCUGGAAUCAAGGAUUGCUCACUCCAGGUUACUGCAACCCCAGCUCACUCUAGUGGGACCUUGAAUGGAGAAACUCCACGAUCUUCCUGAAGAAGAGAAAUGGAUGUUUCCAAAUUCCAUAGUAAGCAAUACGUGGUGAUAAUGAAAGGAAUGAUUCAGUCUUGAUGAUGAAUGGAACACACUUACCUAACAAGUACUGCUCAUUUACACUCAAAUUAAUCUUGAAGUAGUCUUGAAAUUUGUAAAAAAAAAAAAAAAAAAAAAAAACUUGAGAAGCAAAAAAGUGCCUGCAAAAAGAAGAUCAUUUCGUAUACAGAGAACUUGAUGAAUAUAAGCAAUGAAGAUGAACAUUUAUCGAUCUUCUACAUACAAGACGUCACCAUGAGGCCAGGUGCAGCGGCUCACGCCUUUAAUCCUAGCACUUUGGGAGGCCAAGGUGGGCGGUUCACCCUGAGUCAGGAGUUCAAAACCAGCCUGACCAACAUGGUGAAACCCCGUCUCUACUAAAUAUUAGCGGGUCCGUGGUGGCAGGCACCUGUAAUCCCAGCCUCUCAGGAGGCUGAGACAGGAGAAUCGCUUGAACCCUGGAGGCGGAGGUUGCAGUGAGCCAAGAUAGCGCUACUGUACUCCAGCCUGGGCGACAGAGUGAGACUCUGUCUCAAACAAAACAAAACAAAAAAACACCUCACCAUGAGUGAGAAGAGAUACUAAGUGCCAUAUAUAAUUAGUUCUCAGAAAAGGGAGAAAUGAUCAUAGGACUGGGAAUUGUUUUGCAAAUGUUCUAGGAGAAGUGAGAGAAAAUACGUAACCAUGUCUCAGUGGCCCAAGAAAAUACUGGCCUGAAGGGAUAAGAUUGUGUCUCUCUAUAGAGCCUCAGAGCAUACAGGUCAAUUAAGUAAGCUCCUCGCCCUCCAGAGCCAAGUGUCCCUAGCUUUUGGCACCUGGAUGCCACAGCCCUCUGUUAGGCUGAUGACUCCAAAGGUGUAACUCUAGCCUCUUGCCUGAGCUUCAGGCUCAUGUCCCACUGCCGACUGGACACAUCCACCUGGAUGUGACUCACAGGUACCUCAAACCCAUCAUGUGGAGUUACUCAUCCUGUUCCCCCUAGAGCUGCUCUUCCUGCUGCAUUCUCUCUCUCAGUUACUAGGACCGCCAAGCUAGGAACCUGGGAGUCAUCCUUGAUACUUUCUCUUCCUCCUCAAUCCUGUGUAUUCAGCAAGUAACUAAAAGUUGGUGUUGGCCGGGCGCGGUGGCUCACACCUGUAAUCCCAGCACUUUGGGAGGCCGAGGCGGGCAGAUCACUUGAGGUCAGGAGCUCAAGACCACCCUGGCCAACAUGGCCAUCUCUACUGAAAAAAAAAAAAAAUACAAAAAUUAGUCACGUGUGGUGGCACAUGCCUAUAAUCGCAGCUAAUGGGGAGGCUGAGGCAGGAGAAUCGCUUGAAUGCAGGAGGCAGAGGUUGCAGUGACCCGGGAUUGCGCCAUUGUACUCCAGCCUGGGCAAAGAAGCAAGACUCUGUCUCAAACAAACAAAUAAACAAAAAGAUUGGUGUUAAUUAUAAAUAUUGAUGAAUUCUGCUCGCUGUUCUCCAUGGUUGUCAACACUGCAAAGUUGAGACCUCAUAUCUCACCCACACUGCUGCAACAGCUCUACUGGUCCCUUGCUCCCAGCCUUCUCCUCCUCAGUCCAUCCUCCACACAGCACUGGGGAAGGGGAGUCACUUGAAACAAAAGUCAGCAACUGGUUGUAGUUCAUGAACACAGAGCUGUUUGUGUCCCCUGUAUCUGGAAUGCCAUUAUGACCCAACACGUUUUUUCUUUCCUACUCCCCUUAAAACUCAGUUCAGGUAGCAGCUGCACUAGGAAGCCUUGGCUGACCAUAAUCCCAUUCAAUUCCAUUCCACCUCUUCGCAGGCAGUCUGGGGUUAGGGACCCUUCCUCUGUGCUCCCCAAAAUAAACUGGUUAUCUCUACUGUUGGAUUUACAUCAUUGUAUUAUAAUCUUCUACUUGCAUGUGUGCCUUCUCUAGUAGAAUGUGAGCUUUUUGAGGCCAAGGUCUGUCUGUUUGAAAAAUUCAUAGUUAUAUCCUCAAAGCCUAGCACAUAGUAGGUACUGAAUGAAUGAAUGAAUGAAUGAAUGAAUGAAUGAACAAGGGGUGCCAGGAGACUGCUACUCCCAGUCCUUCCCAGAAGCUGCCUAGGGCUCUGAGUCAUUUUAUGAAGCUAGGUCUUAUGCGUAGGCAAUCUCCAGCUCACUGUGAACACUGACAGAAGACUGUUUUCAUGUCUAUAAUCAAGAAUUCCAGAUACAUUCCUUUUACUGGACCUUGAAUUGACCCUAAGGUUGGUAGUAAAGGUAUUAUGUUACCUCUUAACAGCACUGCAAACUACCUUUUAUUAUCAGAAAAAAAUUUUACCAUUAGGACUCAAUUUGAAGUACUAAUGUUUCUCAAGUUCUCCACUAUGAGAGUUACCCGAUAUUAAACCGUUACCUGUAAGAAUUAAGGGGGAAAGCAGUAAACAGAAAAGGAAAAAAAAAAAAAAAAAACAAUAGCAACUCUGGUGAGCAGAUUCCCUUCCUUCCUUCCUUCCUUCCUUCCUUCCUUCCUUCCUUCCUUCCUUCCUUCCUUCCUUCCUCCCUCCCUCCCUCCCUCCCUCCCUCCUUUCCCUCCCCUCCCCUUCCCUCCCCUCCCUUUCCCUCCACUUCCCUCCCUUCCCAUCCUUCUUUCUCUUUUUUUUUACUUCAUCCCCAGUGUCAUAAUAACAUAGGCCAAUUUCUAGAAGUGCAGUGUAUUACUCGUGGAAAGUGAGUUGCCUUGGUUCUUACCUUCAGUUGAAAGUUCUACGGGAUCUAGAAAUUGUACUGGCAGGAGAUUUCCAGAAACCAUACUGGCAGGAGAGUGAGAACCACAAGGAGAAUGAAGAGCUACAGAAGCAUUUAGGCCAUUUCUAUGCCAAGCUUAUUCUACAUGCACAAAAUUAUACAUGUUAAUAUAAACAAAAUUUGGAGGCUUCUUUAAACCAUUUAUAAAAUCUGGUAACUUGUGCAGCAGCAAUAGAUAACCAAAAAAAAAAUCUCAUCAUAAUCUGAAUAUCUUGAUCAUUUUUAUUUAAAGUAGUAGUAAUUUAUUAUAUACUUGAAAGUACAUAAUAUUGCAAAAAUGACUUUGGUAUAUUACAAAUAAAACUACAUAAGAUGAAACUUGAACAAUUUUUUAUCAAGCCCCAAACAAUUUUUCAAGCCCCAAACAAUUUUUCAACUGGGCAUUGAAUUUUAACUUUUCUAAGAUAGCAAUUUUUGAAGGGACACGAACUAAAAUCUGAAUUCGUUCAUGAGCCUUAAUGUAAAUCUCUUGCUGAAAUAAUGUUUUUAAAAACAGAAUUUAGUAUCAGACUCAAAAUCAUUUAAAGACUAACAAAACACAAUCAUGGUAUUCUGUGGUCAAACCAGGUACCCAAACCACCUCCCUGCCCAACACCUUUCCUGCUGUUUCCUUCCCUCUUGGGCUGGUGGUUAUGCUCCUCCAGCUCUACGUUCAGCUAUAAUUCCUUUUAUAGAGAAACCAACAUGAUACACACUUUCAUGAUGGGAGAAAAAUGUGGGAGUGAAAUGACACUUAGAAAGCAGCAGUUAGGCGCGUUGGCUCAUGCCUGUUAUCCCAGCACUUUGGGAGGCUGGGGCAGGCAGAUCACUUGAGGUCAGGAGCUCGAGACCAGCCUGGCCAACAUGGUGAAACGCCAUCUCUACUAAAAAAAAAAAAAAAUACAAAAGUUAGCCGGGCAUGGUGGCGGGCGCCUGUGAUCCCAGCUACUCGGGAGGCUGAGGCAGGAGAAACCGCCUGAACCCAGAAGGUGGAGGUUGCAGUGAGCCAAGAUCGCAUCACUGUGCUGCACUCCAGCCUGGGUGACAGUGAGACCCCGUCUCAAAAAAAUAAAUAAAUAAAUACAAUAAAAUAAAGAGAAAAGGCAGAAGCCCUGGAUUCAAACCCACUACACAUUCAGUUUCCUUAGCUGUAAAAUGGAGACCCCACUCCACCCCCGCUGAAUGGUGAUUCUGACUGUUAGAAAUAGUGGUAAGAGAUGCUACAUUUUUGGUGCUUGCUCAGGUUUAGGAAGGAUAGUUAACACUCAGGUAAUAACUAUUUUGAAGGCAGAAUAAUAUACCUUCUUAAAGAGUAUACCUACUCAAGUGUUGGUAAAUGUUGACAUGACUGAAUCUAAAUGGCAAAAGAGUCUUUUAGAAAAACAUAAGUCCCUGCAGAUAAAUGAGAGUGUUGAUUUGGAUGCUUAAUUUAAUUACAUUCAGACUUGAACUGUUGGAUGUAUUAGAAAUGUUAAAAGCUUUUUCUCAACAUUUCCAAAAGUCUUUCCAAGAAAUCAGUGUUAUGUUUUGUUCCAGAAGCAAAUUUGCAUUUGUGGUCUGUUUCUACAAAUGGUAUAAGUUAGCUCUAUGUUUAGAAAGUAAAAAUAUCUGAUAUUAGAUUGGAAGUAUCUCUUCCUGGGGAAUCCAGAAAGGUAAGCAUAUCAUAUUGUCUUACUGCAACAGAUAAGUUGCUUAUUGAGAACUCUGGUUGUUAUUCUAUAUGGUAACAAUAUAGUUGAUGUAUAUUUUAUGAUAGAUCCUUUAUAUUUUCCUCAUGACUUUGGAAGGGGGAAGGGGGAGAAAAUUAUGAUGACCAUACUAGUUAAAGAGGAUUGAAAGUCCACAGUACUGUAUCUAAAGUAGAAGUUUGGGUUUGUUAUAGACUUUAUAUCGACUAAUAAGCAGAUACUGUACAGUAUUGCUCACCAUUUUAUCAUACUUUUGCAUAUGAACUACUCCAUAGCCUUUUAUAGAUGUUUUAUAGCUGAUUUUACCAGUUUUCCUGGUAACUUGUUUUUCUUUUCUUUUUUGAGAUGGAGUCUUGCGCUGUCACCCAGGCUGGAGUGCAGUGCCGUGAUCUCAGCUCACUGCAGCCUCCGCCUCCCAGGUUCAAGCAAUUCUCCUGCCUCAGUCUCCCAAGUAGCUGGGACUACAGGUGCCCACCACCACACCUGGCUAAUUUUUUGUAUUUUUAGUAGAGACGGGGUUUCACCGUGUUAGCCAGGAUGGUCUCGAUCUCCUGACCUCAUGAUCUGCCUGCCUCUGCCUGGGCCUCUCAAAGUGCUGGGAUUACAGGUGUGAGCCCCUGUAAUCUUUCUUUAAUACUAUAACUAAGAAUUUAUUAAAAUGCACAAAUUGUCUAAGACUGUAAAGUUUAUUGGGGAGAGGCCAUGACUACCUCUGAAUUUAGUAAAUUUAAAAUAUUUCUGAUUCGCAAUAAAGAACUAAUAUUCAUAUAAA
Piliocolobus tephrosceles (Ugandan red Colobus) is the source of this 6754-nucleotide messenger RNA. RefSeq names its product carboxypeptidase M (gene CPM). Lineage: Eukaryota; Metazoa; Chordata; Mammalia; Primates; Cercopithecidae. Bases 70 to 1401 code for a protein of 443 amino acids. The record is from RefSeq and is a predicted model, not a curated record. The transcript is spliced from 9 exons. Gene Ontology annotation, biological process: protein processing; peptide metabolic process. Gene Ontology annotation, molecular function: zinc ion binding; metallocarboxypeptidase activity.